This is a messenger RNA of Annulohypoxylon truncatum, 1587 nucleotides long. Its product is annotated as FAD/NAD(P)-binding domain-containing protein. Gene Ontology annotation, molecular function: oxidoreductase activity. Bases 1 to 1587 code for a protein of 528 amino acids. Lineage: Eukaryota; Fungi; Ascomycota; Sordariomycetes; Xylariales; Hypoxylaceae. The record is from RefSeq and is a predicted model, not a curated record. The transcript has 4 exons.
AUGCCAUCAGGCAAGGAAUCAUCUACUCGUCCGCGGCACAUUGCUAUUGUUGGCGGAGGAAUAUCGGGUAUAGCAUGCUCUUGGAAGUUGAGAAAGCAUGGUUACUUAGUGGAUAUCUACGAGUCCGAUAGCAAGCUUGGUGGACAUGCCAACUCCGUGGCGUUCAAGGGAAAGGGGAGAGUUGUAGAUGUUGAUACUGGUUUCAUCGCCCUGGAUGAAGCUACAUAUCCACAAUUCAAUGAUUUCUUGAAGGAAUUGGGUAUAAGGACAAUUCCUACGGAUAUGUCAUUCGGGGUCUCCGUUUCCGAUGGGGAUUUCGAAUGGAGCAGCUCUUCGAUCUGGAGUUUUCUUGGCGAGUUGUCAUAUUUGUUUACCUUCUGGUUCUGGCGCCUGGUAUUUGAAAUCUUGUGGUUUAGCCUAUUCGCCCAUGAGAUUCUUUACGAGGAGCCUACUAUCGUUAGAGAAGAUGAGGAUACCAGUCUACUUACCUCGUGUGAGAACGAAAUCGACGCUAUAGAGAAGGACUUGAAGUCGUUGGACCAAUUUCAGACCAUCGGCGAUUAUUUGAAAGAAAAGAAGUAUUCCGAUGAAUUCAUAAACUAUUUCUUGAUCCCUAUGGUGGCCUCUCCAUGGUGUAUUGACACAAACGAAUUCAAAGAGACGUUUCCAGCAAGGCCACUUAUCCGAUUCAUGAUGGACCACCGUCUCCUGGACACAGUAACAAGAACACUUAGGUGGCGGUCUUUUCAGAAUGGAUCGAAAACUUACGUCGAUGCGUUUCUAAGCAGUCUUCCAGCGCACCAUCAGGUGCAUUUGAAAACGCCCGUACAGAAAGCAGUACGGCUGAAGCAAGGGGUGAUGCUUACAUUUGGAGACGGAUCGUCUCGAAUCUAUGACCACGUGGCGCUUGCGGUUCACGCAAGACAAGCGCUUGAUAUUCUCGGAAAUGGCGCUACCGAUCUAGAGAGGAGAAUCCUUAGCAGCUUUCAGACAAGCCGUAAUACAUGCUACCUACAUUCGGAUACGUCAUUCUUGCCUAAACGCCCAUCAGCCCGUGCCGCAUGGAAUUGUUUCCUUGGUCGCACCGACGAAGCCAUUGACGGAACUCCUCCCCACGAGCAAGGCUCUAAGAUAUCUAUCACAUUUGAUAUGAACAAGCUCCAAGGGAUUCCCUUCCCUGGAGACCCGAACAGUGUGGGUCGGGUCCUGGUUUCCAUGAAUCCCACACGCAUCCCCAAGACGCUGCAAAGCAUUCAAGUGUACCAUCAUCCGCUCAUCAGUUCAGAAAGUAUCCUCAUGUCGGGCUACAUCCAUAGGAUCAACGGGGUAUCCGGCAUCAGCUUUGCGGGAGCUUGGAUGGGGUUUGGAUUUCACGAGGACGGUUUCGCAUCCGGUGCACACGUGGCGUGCAUGCUAGUGGACGGCCGGGAGAAGGCGGGCUACCUAGACCUCGUAGCUAGUCGCAGUGAUAGUCAAAGGAGAAAGUUCGGGCCUGGAGAAUCACUUCUUAGAGCAGUAUUAGUUUUAGCUCGCCGUUCUUUCCUUUUACUUCGGGGCGAGGGCCUUGGCUCGAAAGGUUUUAUAUAG